Messenger RNA from Periophthalmus magnuspinnatus, 1414 nucleotides. RefSeq names its product intermediate filament protein ON3-like. Gene Ontology annotation, molecular function: structural constituent of skin epidermis. The coding region runs from base 50 to 1336 and encodes 428 amino acids. The transcript is spliced from 10 exons. The record is from RefSeq and is a predicted model, not a curated record. NCBI's taxonomy places the organism in Eukaryota, Metazoa, Chordata, Actinopteri, Gobiiformes, Gobiidae. Gene Ontology annotation, biological process: intermediate filament organization; keratinization. Gene Ontology annotation, cellular component: keratin filament.
CAGACUUACUACACCCAACAUCUCACAUAACAAGGCCUGGACCACAACCAUGAGUCUAAGGAGCAAACGCAGUAGUUCUCGCCCCGGCCUCUACACCUCUUCCUCGGGCUUCAGCAGCAUGUCCAUGGGCUCCUACAAUAUCCCACGGAUCAGCACCGAAAUGAACCAAGUCCCCUCCAUCAGAGCAGUCACCGUAAACAAGAGCCUCCUCACUCCAGUCGAUGUCACCAUUGACCCCACGGUGCAGGUAGUCCGCACUCAGGAAAAAGAGCAGAUCAAGAGCCUCAACAACCGCUUUGCCUCCUUCAUUGAUAAGGUGAGACACUUGGAGCAGGAGAACAAAAUGCUGGAGACCAAGUGGAAGAUGUUGGAGGGCCAGACCCGGGCCACCUCUAAUGUUGAGCCCAUGUUAAAGGCCUACAUCGCAUCUUUGCAAAAACAGCUUGAUCUUCUGAACCAAGACAAAACUCGAUUGGAAGCGGAUAAUGAAGUUAUGCACAAAAGCGUUGAUGACUACAAGACAAAGUAUGAAGAUGAGAUCAACAAGAGGAAUGAUACUGAGAAUGACUUUGUUUUGCUCAAAAAGGAUGUUGAUGUAAGUUAUUUGUCCAAAGUGGAGUUGGAUGACAGGGUGAUUUCAAUCGCUGAAGAACUAAACUUUUUCAAGGCCAUGUAUGAUGCGGAAAUCCGUGAGCUUCAGCAGAACAUGAAGGAUACAUCUGUGGUGGUGAAGAUGGACAACUCCCGUGACCUCAACAUGGAACAGAUCAUUGCUGAUGUAAAGAACCAAUAUGAGGACAUCGCUAGCCGCAGCCGAGUGGAGGCCGAGAACUGGCACAAGACUAAGUUUGACAAGAUGACAGCUGAGGCUGACCAGUAUGGAAAUGAGCUGAAGAACAGCAAGUCAGAAAUAUCAGAGCUCACAAGAAUGAUCUGCCGCCUGAAGAAUGAGAUAGAGUCUGUAAAGGCACAGCGUGCUGCACUUGAGACUCAGAUCACUGAUGCAGAGGCACGUGGGGAGCUGGCCAUCAAAGAUGCUAAAGCCCGCAUCCACGACCUGGAGGUGGCGCUACAGAGAGCCAAACAGGACAUGGCCCGACAGCUGAGGGAGUACCAGGAACUCAUGAAUGUCAAACUGGGGCUCGACAUUGAGAUCUCCACGUACAGGAAGCUGCUGGAGGGAGAGGAGCAGAGGCUUGGUCAAGAAACAAUCUUAAACAUCCAGACAGUUCCCACCAGAAGCUACUCCAAGAAGAAGCUUGAAAAAAAGACAUCGGGUCCCAUUGUCAUUAAAACCAUGGAAACCAAUGAUGUGACAUACAACAACAUCAACUGAAAACAUGCAAAUUACAACAGAAUGUCUUUCUUACCAUAUGAAGCCACUGCAGCAUGAGCCAUAGAUGUGUUGACCUCC